This is a messenger RNA of Larimichthys crocea (large yellow croaker), 3062 nucleotides long. RefSeq names its product gamma-aminobutyric acid type A receptor subunit alpha5 (gene gabra5). NCBI's taxonomy places the organism in Eukaryota, Metazoa, Chordata, Actinopteri, Sciaenidae. Bases 551 to 1930 code for a protein of 459 amino acids. Gene Ontology annotation, molecular function: extracellular ligand-gated monoatomic ion channel activity; GABA-A receptor activity. Gene Ontology annotation, biological process: monoatomic ion transmembrane transport. Gene Ontology annotation, cellular component: membrane. The transcript has 10 exons. The record is from RefSeq and is a predicted model, not a curated record.
UCUCUCUCUCUCUCUCUCUCUCUUUACAGCAUCUCUCCUCCACUCGUACAUCAGCUCAUACGUCCUCCCGCUCCUCCUGCACACUCCUUGCCUAUUUUAAUUCGCCACCAAAGUCUUAUUUGCAUUGCACUUGCACCCUCUGGAUACAGUAUUGGAUUUUUAUUUUAUUUUUUUAUUUUUUAUUUUUUUUUGCAAAGCUUGCUGGCUGUGCUGCUCCCGGCUCCUCCUCGGAGACCAAACUAAAGGAUGGUCAGUCAGCAGAAGUGUUGGGAAGCCUUUAUUUUUUUCGCUGCCAAACCUUUAAUCGCUCUGGGGGCGAAAUAAACCUCGCUGACAGUGAAAUUAGUCCACAUCUUCUUUUUUUUUUCUUCCUCCCCACCUCUCUCUGUCUGUCUGUCUCUCUCUCUCUGUGUCUGUCUGUCUCUCUGAUAUGCAAUUAUUGUGCGCGGAUGGAGGUGACGUUCUUCGGAUUUGAUGCCAAAAUACUAAACAGUGCAAUCUGCGUGUGAGAUAUCUGGGAGAAGUUUGACUGCGCAUCGUCUUGUGUGGAAUGGGCGAUGGAAUGUGCUACAGCUUUGCAAUGAGACGUCUGUGGGUCUGUGUCUUGCUUGUGAGCAUCACCUGCCGUCUGAGCCUCUCCCAGGAUCUUGCUGGAACUCCCAAAGAGGCUGAGUUAAAUGACAACAUUACCAUCUUCACACGCAUCCUGGACGGACUGCUGGACGGAUAUGACAACAGACUCCGCCCUGGACUAGGAGAAAAGGUGACAGAGAUCAAAACCAACAUCUUUGUCACAAGCUUUGGUCCAGUCUCUGACACUGAAAUGGAAUACACCAUUGAUGUGUUCUUCCGUCAAAGCUGGAAAGAUGAAAGACUUUGCUUUAAAGGCCCAAUGGAGAUGCUCGCCUUGAAUAAUCUCCUGGCCAGCAACAUCUGGACUCCGGACACUUUCUUCCUCAACGGGAAGAAAUCCAUCGCGCAUAAUAUGACGACGCCUAACAAGCUACUGCGGCUGAAAGAUGACGGCACUCUGCUGUACACCAUGAGACUGACUAUAUCAGCAGAAUGCCCCAUGCAACUGGAGGAUUUCCCGAUGGACGCCCAUGCUUGUCCCCUUAAAUUCGGAAGCUAUGCGUAUCCAGUCUCUGAGGUGGUCUACAAGUGGACUAAAGGUGCCGCUAACUCAGUGGAGGUGGCAGAGGAAGGCUCUCGGCUCAAUCAGUAUCACCUGAUUGGUCAGACUGCAGGAACAGAGGACAUCUACACCAGCCGAGGUCAAUACACGGUGAUGAUGGCUCACUUUUACCUGAAGAGGAAGAUCGGCUACUUUGUCAUCCAGACCUACAUGCCCUGCUUCAUGACUGUAAUCCUGUCACAGGUGUCCUUUUGGCUCAACCGGGAGUCUGUGCCGGCACGUACAGUGUUUGGUGUGACCACAGUGCUCACCAUGACCACCCUCAGCAUCAGCGCUCGAAACUCGCUGCCUAAAGUGGCUUACGCUACAGCUAUGGACUGGUUCAUUGCAGUGUGCUAUGCCUUUGUCUUCUCUGCCCUCAUUGAGUUUGCCACCGUUAACUACUUCACCAAGAGGAGCUGGGCCUGGGAUGGAAAAAAGGCAAUGGAGGCCCAACAGCCCAAGAAGAAGGACCCUUUGGCUCUGUCCAAAAAACCAAACAACACCUGUUCGACCGGUGUGAAUUAUACAACCAACCUUACAAAGGACGCAUCCAUCUCUACUAUUUCAAAUAGCACGGCUGUACAGCUCAAACCUACUGAAACCAAGGCCCCAGACCCCAAAAAGACUUACAACAGUGUGAGCAAGAUUGACAAGAUGUCCAGAAUAGUGUUCCCGAUGCUGUUUGGGACCUUCAACCUGGUGUAUUGGGCCACGUAUCUCAAUAGGGAACCGGUGAUCAAAGGGGCUGUGUAAGCGCUGUCAUUGAUCCUGAUUUCAUAACUGGAACGUGAUCAAAAUGCCAGGCACUUAGUCCUUGUAUCAUAGAUGUGUUUUUUUAAAGGUCAUCUGAUAACAUUGCAUGUCUGUCGCUUCAGGAAAACGUUGCCAUGUUUGCCUUGAGUUUGUACAUGUAUGAUAAACAACUUUUCCUUAGACGGUUUCAUUUACCUCAUUUUAGAACUCCAGUCACUGAAUAGUUUCUGCCAGAUUCUGAUAUUUUAAAUGUUUUAGCAUUUGGCAUUUAUAUUUUCUUCUCGAGUCUAUAGUAGAUGAUGGUACAGCAAGGCCAAAUGCUAUGCAAAACAGCAUUUUUACUGUGUUAUUACUCAAAAGCGGCUUUUACCUUUAUAAGUCUUACUUUGUACAAAUGGGCCGGAGGUCCAGGUAUGCGAGGCUGGGCCCAGGCACAUGGAACUUUGCUUCCUUGUUAUAAGCAGAUGAAUAGCCAUGCUAAAUGUGUUGCCUUCAGAGUGUGAUAACUCAUUAUGAAUGCACUGAAAUCUCCUGCAGUUCAACGUUCAUUAAAUCAUUUUUGUUUGUUUGUUUUUCUUUCCUCCUCCAUUUUGAAUGACCAGUUUUCCUUAAAUAUAAUUCUUCUGUUUAUGUAAAGAUUACAUGGGGACAGAUUUCAAAGCUAAAAUCUAAAAGUUGUAGUGGCAGCUUCUGUUUCCGAGUUACCAUGUUGAGAAUCUUGUAUGUAUGUACGUAGUUUAAGGAACAUGUAUAUAUGCCCUGCUUUUAGAAAAGCACCACUAAGCCAGUAAGGUUAGCUUCUAUGUUAUGCAUAUACAGCAACACAGUGUUACUCUAGUCUAGUGCUUCAUUGACUGGAUAUUGAGAAAUGAGCAGAAUAACUUGAGCUUUAGCAAUUUUGACAAAAUAUACAAUGUUUUUUUUAAAAAUAUUUUUGUUUUGUUUGUUUUUUUAGAUCAGUUUGUUGUUUCUAUACGCUUUGAUGAUAACUUGCAAAUAUUCUUGAUAAAUAUUUGGAUGCUUUGAGCAGAAUCACUUUUUUGUCAUAAUUUAGACGGACUUGAGCUUAUCAGGUUAUCAGGCGAAUCAAAGAGACAGAAAGUCACAUCGACCAGGUUAUUGUAUUUUGACC